Penicillium samsonianum is the source of this 1572-nucleotide messenger RNA. Its product is annotated as phosphatidate cytidylyltransferase. The transcript is spliced from 2 exons. Gene Ontology annotation, biological process: CDP-diacylglycerol biosynthetic process; cardiolipin biosynthetic process. Gene Ontology annotation, cellular component: mitochondrion. Lineage: Eukaryota; Fungi; Ascomycota; Eurotiomycetes; Eurotiales; Aspergillaceae. The coding region runs from base 1 to 1572 and encodes 523 amino acids. The record is from RefSeq and is a predicted model, not a curated record. Gene Ontology annotation, molecular function: phosphatidate cytidylyltransferase activity.
AUGCCGGGAGUAACAAUGGUUGCUUCGCGAGGAGCUAACCCGAGCUCGCUCUGUCGCUCUCGCAUCCUUCUCUCGUCCCCACGUAUUGUUCCUUCUUCGGCUCGUUUUCUGUCAUUCAAAUGUCAUUCGAUUACUCCCUACAAUGGCCGACCCUCGGCACAUAACAGCGCUUCGACAUCACAUCUGCUAUGCAAGGUGGCCACCAACCAGUCAUCCUCCUCCUCAUUCUCGACAUCCUCACCUUCGCUGUUACCCGACAACUGGGAUGAGAAUCCGAACUUGUCAAUUACCAAUUUCUCGGAACUUCCCUCCAAAGACUUCGGAGUCAACCAGCACAUGAUCAUAAACCAAGAUUUCAAGGAGGCAUUGCGAAUGAUCCUUUGGCAAUUCAAAGCACCAAUUCGAUACGCAUUUGCCUAUGGAUCGGGUGUCUUUCCACAGAAUGGCAGCGGAGCUCCGUCCAGCUCACUGCACCCUUCGGCACCCACAGCCAUCCAAAAUAUGCAAAAAGGCUCCGGGAAGAUGAUUGACUUCAUUUUCGGAGUGUCAUACUCCCAGCAUUGGCAUGAUCUCAAUCUAAACCAACACCGUGAUCAUUACUCUGGAUUGGGCUCACUGGGGUCGUACACGGUCUCCCAAGUACAGGACCGCUUCGGCGCGGGUGUCUACUUCCAUCCUUAUAUCACCGUGAACGGGACAAUGAUCAAAUAUGGUGUCGUGAACCUGGAUACGUUAUGUCGAGACCUCACCCAAUGGGACACCAUGUAUCUCGCCGGUCGUCUGCAUAAGCCCGUCAAGAUCUUGCGGGACCACCCCAAGGUGCGAUUGGCCAACCAGAUGAACUUGCUGUCUGCUUUGCGAGUCGCACUGCUCUUACUGCCAGAAAGAUUCAGUGAGUUUGAGUUAUACAGCACAAUCGCAGGUAUGAGCUAUAUGGGAGAUCUGCGCAUGGCCCUCCCGGCCGAAGACCCCGGCAAAGUGCGAAAUAUUGUUUCAGGACAAAUGGCGCACUUCCGCCGGCUCUACGCGCCCCUCAUCGAGAAUCUGCCCAAUGUCACUUUCCAGGACCCCCGCUGCAGCAACGAGGAUUGGAUCGAUGACCCGAACGCCAUCUUAGCCAUGGCGCAAGACAUGGAUCCGGUGAUGCGUGGUAACAUGGUCCGCCGUCUGCCUGAAUCUUUCCGGCAAAAGUUGUACUUCCAGUACCAGUCUCGCUUUGGGAUCCCCAGAGCUGAUUUUAAUAAGAUGAUGCAAGAGAGCAAGGAUUCGGACGAGGUUCUUCGCCGGCCUGAAGGCGGUUCGUUUGAGCGACGGAUUGCUGGAGAUGGUGACCUUCAAGAGGAGGUCUCCAAGUCCAUUGAGAAGACAAUCCGCUGGCCGAGCACUGUCCAGACUAUCAAGGCACCGUUCACGGCCGGCCUUGGUAAGAGUUGGACUUACCUUAUGGAGAAACGCGAUAAGCACAGAAAAUCUCAGAUGGCAGCAGCUUCAGCACUUGAAACCCCCCCUGGGGCGAAGAAGCCUACCCAAGCACCGAAGUCAUCAGAGCCGAAGGAGACAAAGGAGGAAUAG